Messenger RNA from Mercenaria mercenaria, 4711 nucleotides. RefSeq lists its product as uncharacterized. The transcript is spliced from 23 exons. Bases 117 to 3317 code for a protein of 1066 amino acids. The record is from RefSeq and is a predicted model, not a curated record. Lineage: Eukaryota; Metazoa; Mollusca; Bivalvia; Venerida; Veneridae.
UUUCUAUUCUUUCCAGUGAUCUUGUUGCCAAGGUUACAUACAAGUUGACCUUUAAUGGAAGUCUGUUAACCCCUGGUGACCUUCAGCCCUUAAACACCACUGUACUUCAGAAUGCAAUGAGCUCAGCGACUUUGAAUCAGAUAUACACUGUAUUAGAUAAAACACAGGUUAGAAAUCUAGUGAAAUAUAAUCAGAUGUUUUCUAUUGUGAUGACGAGAUCAUUACUGGAUAUUGACAGGGCAAAGUUCCAGCUACAGCUGAAACAGGCAUGGAUUGCUUAUAAAAAUGAUGCGUCAGUUAGUGUUGACCUGCAGCUACAAGAAGAGUUUACUGAAACCAGCACAGGACGACAGUUAUGGAUGAUCUCGUAUUCUGUGAGAAGUGGUCAGAAGAUGUUUGAUGUUCAGCUGGAUGAGGACAUCUCUGCUUCCCUGCUGGCAUCGCAUGUAACAUUAAUGGUGCAUGGAACCAGUAAAAAAUAUGCUGACUCAUUCUUUAGUACAACAAAAGAGAAGCUUGUCAGGAACUCCGAUUUGUUUGUGUUGUAUACCAGUGGUCGUGUCGGUGAAGUCAACAGAGGUCAGUUCUCAAGUGGCAUUCAGCAGGCAUGGAAUAUCAAGUAUGGGGAAACCAAAGUGAUCGCCCUUGAUAUUGUAAGCGAAGAUGAGGUGCUAGAUGAAAAGAGUCCCAUGAGCUUUUGGAGACUUUCAUACAGAGUGACAACCAACAAACAGUCACCACAAUCUACAGCACGCAACACCCGUGCACUACAAACAAGUGACGUCAAUAAAAUAAAAGUGAAAAACGUGCACAAUGAAAAUUAUGCCAUUUGGACUUGGGAUUACACGCCUGUACAGAAAUCGAAGACAUUUGGAAUUGUCCUGUCACAGAGGGUGUUUAAGGAUGAUACUGCUCGUGUUCUGAAUGUGGUCGUUGAAGCUGUUGCUGCUAAUUUGGAUGGUGUGACAGCAAAUGACUUGACUGUUGGUACAUAUCAAGAAAAAGUAGUCUCGUCCCAAAGCCAAGUGGGUUGGUCACUGACUUACAUUUUCAAACACAACGGGAAACUAAUUGAUGCCAGUCGGCAGCCACAACUUGAUGCAUCAGCUUUACAACGAGCCAUGAAUUUCACCACACCUAGACAUACAUCUUAUAAAGUGUAUUCAACCUCCUAUAAUGGAGAGUAUGAAGGGUUCCGGAAGUCUACAGACCAGUUCACCAUUAAUUUUGCCGGUCUGGUUCCAACGUAUGUAACAUCAAAACUAGAACCAGUCUUAAAGUCAACCUGGGAGCCACAUUUGAAAAACCAAAAGGUUCGCAUCCAAAGUUUAAGAAGAGAAGAAUAUAUAGGAACCAAAGGAAUGACUGUUACAAGGAUGGUUUACUUUGUUGAUUCUGAUAGCAAACCAGUCUAUCCAUCACUGACCUUGACCCCUGAUCCUACAGAUGUAGUUACCAAGGCGAAAUCUUCACUCGGGUCAACUUUACAACUAUACAAGGGGUCUGACAUGCGCAGCGUUGAUUCAUGCUAUAAACUAUUCGUAUAUAGAGGAAAUCAAAAGAUAAAUACAGAAAACCUCCGAAUCUCUCUGAUAGAUGCCUGGAAUUCAACAAAAGACUUUUCCAGAGCCCACUUUGAAAUAUUGAAAUCAGAAAAAUACAUUGGAGCUUUCGGGUCUCAGUUGACGGGUUUCCUUUACACUGUACGUUACAUGGGAAGCGAUGGCAAAUCAUGGAUAAAUGCAGAACCGGACGUUAUCUUGGAGCCAGAAACAAGCCAAAUAAGUAAUUUACUUGCUGAUGCCCGGCUCUAUAGUGGCAAAAUGAAGUUCAGACAUGCAGAUUUACAUCAAGUGCAGCUGUCCGGAAGUCUAAAUAGGUCAAAGAUCAUGCAGCUUGAAACUACACUCCUGUCACUCUGGAACUCUUCAGUGUAUAAAGAAAAGAAAAUGGUAACCAAUGUAUCAGUCACUGUUGUUGGGGUGGAGGACACUGUUGACAUGGCAACAAGACAAAUUAUUCCAAAAGUAUCGUACACACUGGAUGUCGCUGACGCGCCUGUCACAUCAUGGGAAACACGCCCGUUAUUAAUAAAAGAUCUUCAGACAGCAGUCACAGAGGACUUUGGUUCAGAUUUGGAGUUAUGGACAAACUUAACGAACACACUUAGACAGAUUUACUUUGAAGGCGAUGCAAAAACUAACUAUGGCAAGAAAGGAGAGUUGACUAGUGCAGUUGUCACUGCAUAUUCAAGUGCAAACAAUGUAACUGAAGAUACGGUGAAUCUUCAACUGGUCGAGGAACAGGAACUCUCGGAGGCUAACUAUGUCACUGAUAAUCUCUGGUCACCUGUGACAGUAUUUAAAUAUGGACUGUCAGUCAAUAACACAGAAGCAGACGAGAUUUCACCUCCUACAGAUGAAGAGUUAUCAAGGGCAUUAACUCCGCACAAUGUUAAGGUUGCUGGUGUUGCUAGAAAAUUGAGAAAGUUAUAUCUUGUCGGGGCUAAAGCAGACAUGAACUAUACAGCAGUGGGUAUAUCAGUGAGAAUGUCUUGGUCCCAGACAAACACAGACCUAAACACAGCUUUUGUUGGUGUGCAUAUGAAAACUCCAUCUUCAAGACACAGCAGGGACACAUCCCUUAGCUCAGAAUACAUGCUUGUUGGAAAGAAUGGGGAAGAAAUUACUCCAGUACAGUUCACAGUGUCUGUAAAUGGAGAAGAACCAAACAAAGCCCUGGUCUCCCCUCCUGAGGACAUGGUCCUGGAUGAAAACCUUAAACACGCCAAAACAUCCACAUGCGGAUGUAAACCACGUGCCCAAGGCCAUGUGACUCUAGAAGGAAAGACAGCAGAUACUGAACAGGCAAAGAUACUUGGUGCAGUGAAAGAAGCUGUGGAUCAAGAAAAUGCUGAUGUAGACUCGAGUCAUUUAUCGGUAGAGAUCAUCAAAGUUGAGGACACACAAGAUGAUGGAAAGGACAUAUCUACAGUAACAUACAGGGUAGACUGUGUAAACAAGGGUUGUGAUGUGGAGACAUUGAAAGCCCCUAGCAGAGCAGUGCUGGAACAAUCUCUAGGGCAAGUUGGAAAGACUUUAUACUCAAAAGCAGAACCAACUGAGAAAGAAGAGAGAAAAUGGUUAAUACCAGUAGCUGUUGCUUGUGGGGUUGUGUUGUUUGUCAUCAUUAUAUGUGUCAUCUGCUGCAUUAUGUAUAGACGAAGAAAGCAAGAUAAGUGGAGAGUAGAUAGCCCUGUGAGUGCACAGAAAGAAGGGGGAUUUCAAACAACAGGAAGUGGACGUGAGGGAACAUAACAACUUCGACAAAGAACAUUUCAGCGAUCCAGCAGUCUUUGAAAACCCUGCAUUCAAUGUUGAAUACAAGGAAAGAUUGUAAUACUCUACAGACAUCAUUUUCAAGGUGUGAACUAAUAUUCUGACAUUAUUGGCAACAGUUAGCCCAAAGAAACCUUGGAUAUGGAGAAAGUGCGUGAAAAUGAUGAAAAAGAUGAAAAUACGUCCUCAGGAAUUCUCGGCAUUGCAGAUGGCGACUGAUUCUGCUAAAUGUACAUAUUCUUUAAAGGUCUUUCUGUCGUUACAAAGGGUAAAAUUAUUCUCUGCAAUUAUUUGGUAAAGGCCUAAUAUGGAUAUAUUUUAGACUGUGUUUAUUUAAAAAGUCUGAUUUUACAAGACUUUUGUAUUAAGUGUUUUAUUUUUGUAUUCAUUAUAUAUCACCAAAACAUAUCAGGCGGAUUUAAGCAAUACCUUAAACCAUUUUCUAAAUGUAUUCUCUGGUUUGACAUAAGUAUUUUAUUCAUAUUAACUGUGCUUAACUGGAUCUCAAAACGUUUUGCUUGUGGAAGAAAUGUGUUUUAAAAGAAUGCUAAAUCUUCCAUUGUGUUUGUAAAUAUGAAGAACAAAGAUCUGAAAAAAUGCUAUAAGAUAAGGAGUCAAUGAUUUUCUGAUUUGUUUAACUUAUUUCCGUCGCAUCAUUUACAGUGUGAAUGACAAACAUACGAACGUUUAUUUGAGUCUGUAAAAAUAAUUAAAAAAAGAAAAGAAAAAGAAACAUGAUUAAAGUAAACCUUAUGAAUAUAACAUUUUGUUUGUAAGUUUUGGUGACUUUAUUGAUGCUCCAGGAUGUAACCUGGAUAAGGGAGUGCGAAUGUUUUAAAAGUAUACAGGUGAAUGUCGUUAAUCCUCUAUAAAUAUAUGUUUGUAUUUUAUAUACAUGUGUAUAUGUUUCGUAUGAUAUUAGUGUUCAAAUGUUUUGACAUUUCUUACAAAACUUUAUUUUUCCGUUUGAUAUUUUUCUUUGUAUCUUUAUUUGUUCAUCAUACGUCAAUUUAUUUAUAGACAAAAUAUUUUCUUUCAAGUUUUUUUCCCACAAAAUUUAAUCAAAACAUGGCAGCUUUGAUUGAAAGUUGAUCGUGCUAAAAGUUUGGCAAAUUAACACUGUUUCUCAGUGUAUUUUACAAAGAUAUAUCUAUAAAAAAUUAUCUUUAAUAAUUCAGAAAUGAGAAUGAUAUUACUUGUAGUUCUAUUGAAUGAAGGGUGUAAUAAUACACACAAGCCAAAAAUAGUUUUAUUUUUCUUUCUUCUAUUAUGUACAUAUUUAUUAUAUUUCUCAGAUGUAUGUACAGAUAUGUGACAAUAUUUUCUUUUAAAAUAAAUAUUUUCUUAGAAUCAUGAAAGAGUUAUUAAAGCUU